GUCAAAGGUCGGUAAAUAGUGGUGAUGUCAUGCGGGCAAGAUGGCGGAAGGGGAGGACAUGGGAUGGUGGCGGAGCUGGCUGCAACAGAGCUACCAGGCAGUCAAAGAGAAGUCCUCUGAGGCUUUGGAGUUCAUGAAACGGGACCUGGCAGAGUUCACCCAAGUGGUACAGCAUGACACUGCCUGCACCAUCGCAGCCACAGCCAGUGUGGUCAAGGAGAAGCUGACCACUGAAGGCUCCUCAGGAGCAACAGAGAAAAUGAAGAAGGGGUUGUCGGACUUCCUUGGGGUGAUCUCAGAUACCUUUGCCCCCUCACCGGACAAAACCAUCGACUGUGAUGUAAUCACCCUGAUGGGCACGCCCUCUGGCACAGCUGAGCCUUAUGAUGGCACAAAGGCUCGCCUUUACAGCCUCCAGUCAGACCCAGCAACCUACUGCAAUGAACCUGAUGGGCCCCCGGAAUUGUUUGACGCCUGGCUUUCCGAGUUCUGCUUAGAGGAGAAGAAGGGAGAGAUCUCAGAGCUCCUUGUAGGCAGUCCCUCCAUCCGGGCCCUCUACACCAAAAUGGUUCCAGCAGCUGUUUCCCAUUCAGAAUUCUGGCAUCGGUAUUUCUAUAAAGUCCAUCAGCUAGAGCAGGAGCAAGCCCGGAGAGAUGCUCUGAAGCAACGGGCAGAAAAGAGCCUCUCUGAAGAGCCUGGCUGGGAGGAAGAAGAGGAAUUUGUGGGUAUUCCACCCACAUCUCCGAAAGAAGCAAAGGUUCCUGUGACCAAAACUUGCACAUCACCUGAGGGAGGACCCAGUCCACAGAGCCCCUGUGAAGAGACUCCAGUGCUCCCGAUUGAUCCUCCAGCAGAAGUGACUCCUUCAGAGAGCAGUGAAAGCAUCUCUCUCGUGACACAGAUUGCCAACCUUGCCACAGUACCUGAGGCGCCAGUGCUACCCAAAGACCUGUCUCAAAAGCUACUGGAGGCAUCGUUGGAGGAACAGGGCCUGGCUGUGGAUGAAGGCGAGACUGGACCUCCACCUCCAGUUUCCUCCAAGUCCCUAAGCCCUGCUGGCCGCCCUAGUGGCCCAGAGCCCAGGCCUCCAGCCAGAGUAGAGACUCUGAGGGAGGAGGUGCCCACAGACUUACGGGUGUUUGAGCUGAACUCGGACAGUGGGAAGUCCACACCCUCCAACAAUGGCAAGAAAGGCUCAAGCACGGACAUCAGUGAGGACUGGGAGAAGGACUUUGACUUGGACAUGACUGAAGAAGAAGUACAGAUGGCCCUUUCCAAAGUGGAUGCCUCUGGUGAGCUGGAAGAUGUAGAGUGGGAGGACUGGGAGUGAGUGGUCCAUGGUGACAGCUCCCCACCACGCCACCACCCACCUCCCUGGCUCAUCUCAGCCCACCCUGGAUGACACUGAGAAUGUCCCCCAAAUGGCCUCUGCCAUCCCAAGCUCUGGGCACAGAUUCUGGUGGCUCCCCGCUGGUCCUUUGGGCCUCUGCUCACACCUGAGAAGGGGAUCUCCAAAUCCAAGCCCAGAACUCUGACUUGUGCCAACCUAAGGAUGAUGUGAGGAGGGGAUACCUACGCCAUCACCAAGAGCCUACAUUUCUCUGCUGAAUACCUGCUGCUUCUGGGGACUCCUGCUACAAGCCCCAGGGACAGCUCUGGCCCUUCUGUGUGUAGACAAAAAAGCUUUACUGCCAGUUUCUUGGCAGAAGCAGAGGCAGUACACUUCUGUCACUCUUAAUAAGCAGACAGGGAUGGCCAUGCCACCUGCCCGUGGCUAAACAAGGUUGGCGAGCAUGAUUUGGCUCCUACUCGUGUGUAAGAGGCCGUCAUUUCUGGGAAAUUUGCCUUUUGAAAAUCUCCCUCUUCCAGAAUUUUCCUCUGGAAAGACUCCUUGGGGUUCAGAAUCUAGAGACCAAACCAUACAUAACUCGCCUCUUUCCUUCUCUUCAGCCCACAGAGACAUGUCCCUGUAACUCCCAGGGCUGCUUCAUGUCAGAUGCACCCAAGUCCUUAGCCCCGCUGUGCCGCCGCAAGGGUCCACUCUUGCAGUUCUUUCCCUCCCCAAGAGGGAAGUGAGCCACUUGAGGCCCUCUGUGCAUUGCCUGGCAGAGUGGCUGGCCCAAGCAGCUGCCCACCUGACUCCCCCGUAAGUAGGGAACAAGGCAGCUCCCAUGGUACAGAGCAGUGAACAGAGGUGAGUGCGUACAGCCUGGGAAGGCCAGCUCUCUGCCCUGCCCUCUGCUUCCACGGGGCUGCCCUGGGGAAACACCCUGGUCCUCAGUGGGCUCCUUCUUAGCGACAGAGCCAGCCUGUCACCCUCCACUCUGGUGAAGCUGCACCUUGCUCAGGGCAGUGAGGGCAGCAGAGAUUCUUGGAGACCCUGGUGCUUUGCAGUGCUGCUUUGGUGAUUCUUGUACAUAGAGGCCGUGUCCACAGUGAGGAGGGAAGGGCGGGAUACCGAGUGAUGGGUACUUGCAGUUCAGACCUUCGGUAAGGGGUGGGAGGAGAGGACGCUGAGUCUCUUUUUGAUGGAUGGGGUUUUUUUCUCUUUGUAAUUAUUUCUUUAGUUUAAUUAACUUUUUGGUUGUUUGUGCAAUAUUAUAUAUUUUAAAUUAUAAUGCAUCUCCCCAGAGUAUUUUGUAGCCGGAGAAAAGAAAACAGGAAAAAAAAAAAAAAAAGAUUCUAACAGCUGUUAGUUUUGUAAUUAAAAAGAGAGAAAAAAGAACUUUGUCCUGAACCUUUUGCAGACUUGGUGUUAACAUUAAAGAGAUUCAACAGAA
This is a messenger RNA of Octodon degus (degu), 2780 nucleotides long. RefSeq names its product BSD domain containing 1 (gene Bsdc1). The record is from RefSeq and is a predicted model, not a curated record. Bases 41 to 1330 code for a protein of 429 amino acids. Gene Ontology annotation, cellular component: cytoplasm. The transcript is spliced from 11 exons. Lineage: Eukaryota; Metazoa; Chordata; Mammalia; Rodentia; Octodontidae.